This is a messenger RNA of Guyanagaster necrorhizus, 519 nucleotides long. RefSeq lists its product as uncharacterized. The transcript is spliced from 2 exons. NCBI's taxonomy places the organism in Eukaryota, Fungi, Basidiomycota, Agaricomycetes, Agaricales, Physalacriaceae. The coding region runs from base 101 to 391 and encodes 96 amino acids. The record is from RefSeq and is a predicted model, not a curated record.
CAAACAUCGCGACACACAGAAUGCUCAUCAUGCCGGCUGUUUUAUUUUGAACUCGUUUUCUUCCAGUGGAUCACCGACUAUCUGAUUUUAUUCAAGCUUUAUGCAGCCCAAAUUUUCAUUGCUGCCCUUCCUGUCAUCGUUCAUUGCAACAAAGAUACGGCCUUUCUCCUGUGCACGUGCAGCACAUCGAGGACCAGGUUCUCAAGGGAAAUUGGAAACGCACGCGGCUUUGGGUGAAGGUUAUCAAUGUCCGGAUAGGUAUCCUUCUGAAGCCAAGCGAAGGUGGACAACAACAAUCGAAUAUGGACUACCUGGGAUAUUUCAGCAUCCAGUCACAGGCCAGCAGCUACAAGCGCAAAUUUCUGAUUACGACCUUGGCCCAUCCUUAUGAUAUUCGGAUAUUACUCGACCUCUUCUCUUCUCUGCGACCGUGGAUAGGGAGAAGACGUGAAGAGUUCACCACGUAGCCUCUCCCUCUUACAUGUCACACUUGUGGGGAUAAAUGAAGUCGGUGGUAGC